Acanthopagrus latus (yellowfin seabream) is the source of this 3802-nucleotide messenger RNA. RefSeq names its product ddb1 and cul4 associated factor 6 (gene dcaf6). Gene Ontology annotation, cellular component: Cul4-RING E3 ubiquitin ligase complex; cytoplasm. The coding region runs from base 342 to 3341 and encodes 999 amino acids. The record is from RefSeq and is a predicted model, not a curated record. Gene Ontology annotation, biological process: positive regulation of transcription by RNA polymerase II. Gene Ontology annotation, molecular function: protein binding. The transcript is spliced from 21 exons. NCBI's taxonomy places the organism in Eukaryota, Metazoa, Chordata, Actinopteri, Spariformes, Sparidae.
UAGAACACGUAGUUUAUCGCGGUAUUUGGACACAGCUGUUCGCUGUCUGGUAGAAGAAAUAAACCAGGCUAGGCUAGCAGGACAGGACAGAUAGUUAGCCGCGCAGAGAGCAGGGAUUCAGUCCGUGUAAACUCAGGAGGACAGCGGGGACUGGACAGCAGCGAGCCUUUCACCUCCAGCAAUGCAAACGCUGAGUGUCGCAGCGAGCUAACGGCAGAGCUGUCCCGACACACGGGGACUGGUUUUGAUGGCCAAACCGAAGCGACGAUAAUAAUAAAAGGCGACAUCAACAAGAAAGGGGUUAGCUUAGUUUCAAUGUUAUUGUUAAUUAAAUACCACAUAUGGUCACAAUGUCCUGCCCUGGCAAUCUGGUUUGGGAUGUAAAUAAACGCUUAAUUGGAUACAACCAGCCUAACACCAUCAGGACCAACUAUUUAGGUAGAAGAGAAUUUGUCCAGAGGCUUAAACUUGAAGGGACACUGAAUGUACAUGAUGGCUGUGUCAACACUAUAUCCUGGAAUGACACAGGUGAAUAUAUCCUGUCGGGGUCAGACGACACCUUUUUGGUUAUCAGCAACCCAUACAACAAAAAGGUCAAGAAGUCCAUACGUUCAGGUCACCGGGCAAACAUCUUCAGUGCAAAGUUCAUGCCCCACACCAACGGUCAGGAGAUCGUCUCCUGCUCCGGAGACGGCAUCAUCUACUACACCCACACUGAGAAGAGUCCGGAGUACAACAGACAGUGUCAGUUCACCUGCCAUUAUGGAACAGCUUACGAGAUUAUGACGGUACCAAACGACCCCUACACGUUUUUGUCGUGUGGGGAGGACGGCACAGUGCGAUGGUUUGACCUUCGCAUGAAGACGAGCUGCACUAAAGAAGACUGCAAAGAUGACAUCCUGAUAAACUGUCGAAGGGCAGCAACCUCUAUAUCCAUUUCUCCCCUGGUGCCGUACUACCUGGCCGUGGGCUGCUCUGACAGCUCGGUGAGGAUCUACGACAGACGCAUGCUGGGCACCAGAGCGACAGGUAACUACAUGGGCCGGGGGACGACAGGCAUGUGCGUGAGGUUUGUUCCCGCUCACCUGUCCAACAAGUCGUGUCGUGUAACGUCUCUCUGCUACAGCGAGGACGGUCAGGAGGUGCUCGUCAGCUACUCCUCCGAUUACAUCUACCUGUUUGAUCCCAAAGAUGACCAGGCCCGAGAGCUGAAGGGUCCGUCUGAGGAGAGGAGGGAGGAGCUGAGGCAGCCUCCAGUGAAGCGCCUCCGUCUGCGAGGUGACUGGUCUGACACUGGACCUCGGGCUCGUCCUGAGAGCGAGAGGGAGAGAGAUGGAGAGCAGAGCCCGAAUGUGUCCCUGAUGCAGAGGAUGUCGGACAUGUUGUCGCGCUGGUUUGAGGAGGCCAGCGAAGCUCAGAGCAGCAGAGGGACGAGGCCUCAGACACGACCCAGAGGAACAGCUGUCCGUCCAGAGGGGGCGUCGAAUCCUCCAGCUGCCUCUGCAGGAGGUUCCAGUCAGGUGCCCAGCACCCCCGAGACGCCCGUAGGGACAGAUGCCCCAGAGGCCCCCACCGAACCCGUCGCCGCAGCCACCACCGCAGCCACCACCGCAGCCACCGCCACCAUGCCUAAAUCCACCUCCUCCUCCUCCUCAGGGUCUUCAUCUACAGUCACAGCACCUCCUCCUUCCAGCUCUUCAUCAGUGGAGAGUUCGGCCCCUUCCACCUCCCCCAUCACCACCUCGCCUGACUCCGAGCAGAGGAGUCAGGCCGAAACAAGCGGGACCUCCGCGCCGACGCCCACCUCAGAACCUGCACUCUCAGAGUAUGGUCCUCAUCGGCUGCCCAUAAGUUUAGUGUGUAGGCGUUUGCAGAGGUUACUUCGGCUGGCCGACCCACCAGGACGGGGUCCGCGAGCGGCCCCCUCUUCUUCUUCUUCCUCCUCCUCCUCCUCCUCUUCCUCCUCCUUCUCCUCCUCUUCUUCCUCUGCAGCCCCUGAGAGACAGUCACAAAGAGCUGCUUCUACUGCCGCUGCUGAUGAGACGCAACCCUGCACAGAUUCCCCCUCGUCUGUGGUAAACAAACAGCUGGGAUCCAUGACCCUGGAUGAACAGCAGGGAGCUGCAGAAGCUGCAGGUUCAAUUCCCGAUCAGCCUGUUUCAGUACCAGUCAGCAGCAGUGCUCCCACUACCUCCUCCACCUCCACCACCUCCACCACCUCCACAACAGGCACCAGUCGACCCAGUACAGCGGAGCCCGUCCUCAGCUUACACUACAGCUCAGAGGGAACCACCACCAGCACCAUAAAGCUGGACUUCACUGAUGAGUGGAGCAGUAACACAUCCAGCUCUAUGGGCAGUGGAGGUCCCAAAGCGUCGGAAGCUGUGGCUGUACAGAGCAGAGAGAGUUCAGUGUCAGAACAAGCUCCCUCUGAGUCCUCGGGACAGCAGACUGUGCCCGCCGCUUCAACAGAGCCGCCCUGUGACGCCUCCUGCUCCGUCCCCCUUGGCAGCUCAUCAGCUCAGGGCCCGGCGGAGGGCUCCUCUGAGGGGGGCGCCGCGGCGUCUGCGCCACUGGAGAGGAGUCAGCCGGAGGAGGACACGUCAGGAGGCUGCAGGAGAGCAGAGCCCCCAGGAGAGGAGGGAGAGGAGGGCCAGAGUCAGCCUGCUCGGGCCCACCAGGACUCCGACGACAGCGACGACGAUCCCAUUCUCAUCCCAUCGACGAGGUUCAGAGGACAGGGACAGAGAUUUAAUUCCAGAGGAUCUGCAGUAGGAGAUAGGAUGAUCAGACGGUCAGCAGCCGCUCGUAUCCAGGAGCUGUUCCGUCGGAGGAAAGAGAGGAGGGAGAUGGAGGAGAGCGAGACCCAGAAUAUCAGGAGACCCUCAGUCAAAAUGGUCUACAAAGGCCACCGGAACUCCAGAACAAUGAUAAAGGAGUCGUGUUUCUGGGGCAACAAUUUUGUGAUGAGCGGCUCAGACUGCGGCCACAUCUUCAUCUGGGACAGACACACCGCCGAGCACCUCAUGCUGCUCGAAGCCGACAACCACGUGGUCAACUGCCUGCAGCCGCACCCCUUCGACCCCAUUCUGGCUUCUUCAGGGAUAGACUAUGAUAUCAAGAUUUGGUCGCCGCUGGAAGCGUCGCCAUCUUUCAACAGAGUUCUUGCUAGUGAGGUAAUAACUCGGAACGAGCUGAUGCUUGAGGAAACAAGGAACACAAUCACAGUCCCCGCCUCCUUCAUGCUCCGAAUGUUGGCCUCCCUAAAUCACAUCAGAUCAGAUCGAUUGGAAGGUGAUCGUUCAGAAGGCUCGGGUCAGGAAAAUGAGGAUGAGCAGUAGCCUGCUGGCAUUUUAUUUGAAAGAAAACACUAUUUGUUUUUGCUGUAUAGCACUUGAAAAAAAACACCUGAGAUUUGUACAAGUAUAGUGUAGAAUACUUCCUUUUGAAAUUAGUGUAAUUUCUAGCCCCCCUGUGUUUUUUUAAGAUGACUUUCUUACUGAUGUUUCUGUAUGAGGAUCUGUGUGAAUGCAAAAGGCAAGGACGUCAGUAUAUAUAUAUGUAUAUGUGUGUGUAUAUAUAUGUAUAUAUACAUAUAUAUACACAUAUGUGAGAAUAAUGGCGACUGGUGUGCGAGAAUGUUAAGUGCAAUAUUAUUUUGUUAGGAGAAAGUGAGCUUUGAUCAGUGUUAACGUGUGACUUUUUGAAUUUGUAGCACAAAGCUAAGAAAUGUUGAUGUGCUGCUGCGGCAGUUACGCAUGUAACGGACUUUUAAGUAAAACAUACCUGGAGAAUGCUUUAA